Rotaria sp. Silwood2 is the source of this 1488-nucleotide messenger RNA. Lineage: Eukaryota; Metazoa; Rotifera; Eurotatoria; Philodinida; Philodinidae. The record is from the annotation of a GenBank genome assembly.
AUGACUGACGAUGCUUCGACUGCUUAUAUCUGUAUUUAUUGUCCGUUCAAUUCGGAUAAUCUUCAAGCACUUGAAAAUCAUUUGACAAGUGAACACGGGUAUGGAUGUCAAGAUACAACACAAACACAACUACAACCACAAUCAUCAUCAUUGGAUAUAAUUAACAAGGCUAAUAAACGUGAAGCACCUGAUGAUGAACAGUCUCAAUAUUCAUUUGAUGGUACUAAAAAACCAAUAGAACAAAUAUCAAUAACUAAACGAGUUAAACGAACAUCAUCACCAAUAUCUACUAGCUUAUAUAUAAAUAAUAGUGAUGAAAAUUGUGAAUUUGAUGAUAAUGAUAAUGAUAAUGAUGAUGAUGAUGAUGAUGAUGAACGAGAUUCAUCAUUAAAUUGUCGAGAAAUAAAUUUAAAUGAAAUUUUAAUAUGUCCAAUAUGUAAUUCAAGUUAUAAUUGUCUUGAUCAUCUUUCACGACAUGUUAAACGAAAACAUAAUAUUGAUUUAUCAAAUAAUAAUUAUUCAGAAAUAUUUAAUUUUAUAACAAAAUCAAAUUUAGAAAAAACAAAUUCUAAUCAACAAAUAGAUAAAAAUUAUUCAAAUAAACAACUAAAUCAAACUUUACCAUCAACAUUAUCAUCAUCAUCAUCAUCAUCAAUAUCUCAAACAACAACAACAACAACUGAUUGUCCAUAUUGUGAUUUUAAAACAACUGAUAUUGAACAAUUUAAAGGACAUAUUAUUGCUCAUAUAAGAGAUAAAAAUUAUCGAUGUUUAUUAUGUAAUCGUUUAUAUAAAUAUCGAGGUGAUUGUUCAUUUCAUAUACGUCGUAAACAUCAUCGAUAUACUACUGUUAAUUCUAAUGAUUAUAUUCAACGUUUUUUAUUUGAUACAAAUGAUGGUGAUGAAUUAAUGUCAACAGAAUCAACUGGAAAUUGUUCAUCAUCUGGACAUAUAUCAUUAAUUAAUACAAAUAUAACACGUGAAACAGAUGAACCUAUACGUUAUUUUGGUUGUCCAUAUUGUGAUUAUACAUCAAAUUAUGGUGGAGAUGUUCGAAAACAUCAAGCACGUAAACAUCCAAAUGUUGAAUCAAAAGUAGUAAAAAUAAUUCGACAAGAAAGUGAACAAAAAAAUGUUUGUUCAAAUAAAUAUAUAUCUGAUGAAGAUAAUAAUAAAAUAAAAUCAAUUAAAAAAUAUGAUAAAACAUUUAUUCAAAAAAAUUCAUCAUCAUUAAAUGUUUUAUCAAAUUUUGCACCUGUUAGAGUAUUUCAAUGUAGUUCAUGUCAUCAACAAGGUACAUAUAAAUGGGUUGUUGAAAGACAUAUACGUGCUAAACAUCCCGAACAAUCAAAUGUUCAUGUUAUUGAAUUACCAGCUGAAUUAUCUGUUAAAUUACAAAAAAUAACACCACCAUUAAAACGUUUUCGUUGUUCAUUAUGUCCAUUACAAUCGAAACAUACAUGGGUUAUUAUUCGUGUAUGUAUCUGA